Strongylocentrotus purpuratus (purple sea urchin) is the source of this 1547-nucleotide messenger RNA. RefSeq names its product bcl-2-related ovarian killer protein homolog B. Lineage: Eukaryota; Metazoa; Echinodermata; Echinoidea; Camarodonta; Strongylocentrotidae. The transcript is spliced from 2 exons. Gene Ontology annotation, molecular function: protein homodimerization activity; protein heterodimerization activity. Gene Ontology annotation, biological process: extrinsic apoptotic signaling pathway in absence of ligand; regulation of apoptotic process; intrinsic apoptotic signaling pathway in response to DNA damage. The coding region runs from base 707 to 1528 and encodes 273 amino acids. Gene Ontology annotation, cellular component: mitochondrial outer membrane. The record is from RefSeq and is a predicted model, not a curated record.
UUGCAUUCAACUGGUGAUUUUCGCUUAUUAAGUCCUGGCUUAUCAAAGCUUCCAGACACCCAUACAAAAUUUGCAUUUAAGAUUAUAUCGCGAUAGAAAUAGUCGUAUUUAAAAGUGAAUCAAUUCGCUCUGACACCACGCCAAGCCCAGUCUGUGUUUUUUUUCUCGGUUGGUUACGUUUGAUGCAUUCAAGAGUCUUCAGGCGUGCGCUGGAUCUAUUCAAAGAGGCAACUCUACCGGUAUUAUUUGUUCAAAUUUGGCAGCUCAUCGUUUUGUCUGCUGCACGAAUCCAAUGCUCAUAGAUUCUCACUUUUAAGGACUGUUUUCGUCUAAACAUAAUGUUCGGCCAACACACGAGUAUACCGUUCGCUCAAAUGCGGAAGCAAUAAUACGGGUCUGUAAACACUGCAUUUGUUUGUGCUUGACGCCUAUCGGGAGAUCGUUUAUUAUCAUGUUUCAAUUUUGAAACUAAAUCAUGUCAUAGAAUUUGAGACAUUUAUUGAUCGUUGUGUAUAUAUAUAAACUUUGUGAAACAUAAUUAUCAGCUGUAUAUUGCACGUAAUCUGUUUUAAAUGACGUGCAUUUAAACAGUGCAUGCGAGCCCAACCAAAUGAGAUCUUUUGAAGUGGAGUGAAUAUUUCAUGAACGGUUGACACCACUAUUCGAAGUUUCUUCAAAAGGAGGAUCAUCUUGAGAAGUUGUUGCUAUGGCAGACAACGCGCAAGAAAUCCUUCGCUUCCUAUCUCGCAGACAAGGCACGCCACUCAGACGACAACACUCCCAAAGUUACCGCCAAAUCAAAGAAGGCGCGAACAGCGAAAAAACCAUAGCCAUAAAAAUCAAGAAGCGCCUAUCUGAGAGUUCUGUCUUUUCCAUGUUCGUCUCGCAAACAGGUCUAGGUCUACCUUGGGUAGCCAGAGUGGACGAUGUGUGGGACCAGAGUGCUGUGUACUGCAAGGAGUUUAUCCAUUCGAAGCUGAAGCGGUUGGGGUACAUGGGAGGCAGCACGAAGAACGGGGUUCGAGGUUCGGUGGCGGCUCGUGGUCAACGAGUCUCGCCUGUCUGCCGGGAACUCACCCUAGUCGGGUCCGAGCUCGAACGAAUGUACCCCACUCUCUACAAGGACAUCACCAAGCAGCUCAACGUCACCAUCUCGAGCGAGCAGAUCCUCGAGCAGGUGCUCUUCGACGUCGGCGACGCCGUGUUCAAAGCGGGGAUCACCUGGGCGAGGGUCGUCGCGUUCUUCGUUGUGUCCUCAUCGUUAUCAGUGGAGUGCAUGCAACAAGGAAAUGGAAUCUUCGUCCACAGUAUCACAGUGGCUCUCACCAGAUACGUACAAACAAAACUUGUCAAAUGGAUAACACAACGAGGUGGCUGGACGGAUCUCCUGCGGACGUUCCGCCGCAAAAGAAACGACUCGGGAACUGUCUGGCUCUUGACGUUUGGGGGCGUCUUUCUCGGUCUGUUCUUAACUGCGUUGUUGUCGCAUGCUCCGUAUUACCUCUCUGCUUGGCGGCCCGAGAAUUGAGGGUAGGAUGGUGAUUUAA